Molecule: messenger RNA, 1588 nt
Organism: Larimichthys crocea (large yellow croaker)
Lineage: Eukaryota; Metazoa; Chordata; Actinopteri; Sciaenidae
Gene: tspan6
Product: tetraspanin 6
Exons: 9
Coding region: 131-886 (251 amino acids)
Cellular component (GO): plasma membrane
Source: RefSeq, a predicted model, not a curated record
UAAAAUGGUGCUUUUAUUUUGAAGGCUGUGUGUGGGGGAGCAGUGUGCAGCUGCUGGCUUGACUCUGGACGCUGGAAAACUAUCCAUGCCUUCAGGAAAGUGAAUCUGGUUUAAAGUCUGAAACACCGCCAUGUCACCGCCGUCUCGACGGCUUCAGACGAAGCCAGUGAUUACCUGCCUGAAGACUUUCCUCAUCUCCUACAGCCUCAUAUUCUGGUUCACAGGCGUGAUCCUGCUGGCCGUCGGAGUGUGGGGGAAGGUGAGCCUGGAGGCCUAUUUGUCCCUGGCUUCUGAGGAGAGCACCAAUGCACCAUAUGUCCUCAUCGGGACCGGAGCCACCAUCGUUAUUUUCGGACUGUUCGGCUGUUUCGCUACGUGCCGCGGCAGCCCAUGGAUGCUCAAACUGUAUGCCAUGUUUUUGACCUUGGUGUUCCUGGCUGAGCUUGUGGCUGGCGUGUCAGGCUUUAUCUUCAGACAUGAGAUCAAGGCCAAGUUAGGGAGUGCCUAUAAAAAUGCAGUGAAGAACUACAAUGCCAAUGACACCAGCAGCUCUGCAGUUGACACCAUCCAGAGGACUCUGCAAUGCUGCGGGGUGAAUAAUUACACCGACUGGAGCAGCACGCGUUACUUUCACGAGAACGGCAUCCCUGGCAGCUGCUGUAAAGCCAACAUCAAAUGUUCGCCAGAGACCCUGAAAGACAUCGACAAGGCUGCGAGCGAGGUGUACACCAAGGGCUGCUUCACACAUGUGACUAAUAUGAUGGAGUCCAACCUGGGAAUCAUUGCAGGGAUCUCUUUUGGGAUUGCUUUCUUCCAGCUCAUCGGGAUCUUCCUGUCUUGCUGCUUGUCUCGAUACAUAACCAACAACCAAUAUGAGAUGGUCUAACGGUGACAUACCACAGGUUACUGACGGGCAGCUCCUGAUGCAGAUCGAGUUGGAAGAAUCUCCUGUGAUUUUUAUUAUUGUGUUAGCUGAUAUUAUUUUAGAGAGGGAAAAACACCCACUGCUACUUCUUUUAUUCAGUCCCAUCGAUGACAUACAAGCAGAAGGGAAUCAUGUUCAAAGGGACAUUAUCUGCAGAAUAGUUUGACCAAAAAUAAAAUAAAAAGGGACCUGAACUAAGAACAUUCAUCACUUCUGGAAUUUAAUGUCCACGAAGCGUAGAUGCUCAUUACAUAGAUGUUGUCACUUUCAUUUGAGCUAAUUAACUCUACCAUUUCUCGACAUUUCCGUUUCUUGUGUCUUUGUAUAAUGCAGCUGCCUUAUUUUGUAAUUUUGCUAAAAAUUAGUCUGUAGCUGAGCAGAUGAAAUCUAGAUGAUAAGCUGAUAAAUGUUCUCUGUAACACUAAGUGGAUUUCUGUGCGUGAAAGUCUGAGAGUUGGAGAAGAGGUCACCACCCUGAAAUCAAGUAUGCAUGAUUUAUAGUCAGGACUUUAUUAUGUAGGCCAGUAUUGUUGAAAGCCUGCAAUGAUGUGUGCCAAUUACAGUCGCCCAGCCAACAUCGAUAUCACAGUUUUCAGUGUUAAAUUUCUUUUGUGGAUGCAUAUGAAAUACUUGAAAAAAAAAUAAAGAUGUAAGUAUCUUUAA